AUGACCGGUGGGUAUGAGAGACUGCGCAGUACCUCGUUGUUGGCUGCUGGCCUAACUCCUGACUGCGAAGCUGGUCAGUUAAACGUUCGUCUGGAUGAGUUGGUUCGUCGUUUUUGGGAAGUUGAAAGCUUGGAAGAGCCUAUUGUAAAAGCCACCAAAGAAGGGUUGGAAUGCGAGCAGCAAUUUGCCAAUAACUUCUCCCGCUUACCAUCCGGUGAGUAUUCAGUGCGGUUGCCUCUUAAGCGGAGUGCAGAGCUUCUAGGAGAGUCCUAUGGCCAGGCUUAUCGUCGAUUUCUCAGUCUUGAGCGAAAAUUGGGUCGGAAUUUGCAUCGAAAGGAGCAGUACUCGGCAUUCGUCAAUGAGUUUCUGGAUCUGAAUCACAUGUCGCGAGUUAGUCUAGAGUUGAGUGGCUGUUGUAAAUACUUCCUCCCACAUCAUUGCGUCUUGAAGGAAGACAGCACCACAAGCAAGUUGCGUGUUGUGUUCGAUGGCUCAGCGACGACUGAUUCUGGAUAUUCUCUUAAAGAUGUACUGAUGGCGG
Molecule: messenger RNA, 541 nt
Organism: Drosophila montana
Lineage: Eukaryota; Metazoa; Arthropoda; Insecta; Diptera; Drosophilidae
Exons: 1
Source: RefSeq, a predicted model, not a curated record